UUUGUCGGAGCAAGGUGUGUCUGGGGCUGGGCGAUGAUGGGAUGGUUCACUCGGUGCUCCCACUCAGAGGCUGUCUACAAUGUGGGGAGCCGGUCCCAGAUGUGAACGAAGCAGCUUCAACAGACAGAGCAGAAACACACCGCGACUUUAAAGGAAGAUGCGAGUUUCUCACUGGUCCGCCGUGGUUUCCCUCCAGCUCUGCCUGUACCUGGUUGCAUUUGCACAAGGAAGUACAUCAAAUCACACUGAAGAUGUGAAAUUUAGAGGAACUAAAAACACACACAAGCAUGUCUUAAUAAAAAGCAACAAGAUAUCGCCCCUAAGCCAGUGGAUGAUGCAGACUCUGCCAAGUACAGGGAAUUCGACUCUUCUGGGAUUUCCAUACUCCUCACCAGUCUCUUACUCCAAACAGGAUCUUUGGGAUUGGUUGGGAAAUAUAUCGGAUCAACAUGAAGACCCCCAGUCUCGAGUCAAGAGACGUCCAAUUGUUAAAACGGGGAAAUUUAAGAAAAUGUUUGGAUGGGGCGACUUUUAUUCAAACAUCAAAACCGUGAAAUUAAACCUCCUCAUCACUGGAAAAAUCGUAGACCAUGGAAAUGGUACGUUCAGUGUGUACUUCCGUCACAAUUCCACCGGCCAGGGAAAUAUUUCAGUCAGCCUUGUGCCACCCACAAAAGCAGUCGAAUUUGACCUGGCUCAACAAACAAUAAUUGACGCCAAAGAUUCAAAAAUAUUUAACUGCCGUGUCGAAUAUGAAAAAAUUGACAGAGCGAAAAAGACUGCACUGUGUAAUUAUGACCCGUCCAAGACUUGUUACCAGGAACAGACACAAAGCCAUGUGUCCUGGAUCUGUUCCAAACCCUUUAAAGUUAUAUGUAUCUACAUUUCAUUUUACAGCACAGACUAUAGACUGGUGCAGAAGGUGUGUCCUGAUUAUAAUUACCACAGUGACACUCCCUACUUUCCAUCUGGAUGAAGCAGAGGGGGUGGGGAAAUGUAUUUUUUUUUAACAACAUGUGGAUUUGGAAUGAUUAGCAGAUUGACUCGCACACUAAAGGUCUUGGUGAUAACAGUUUAGUAACGGUUGUUAAAAGUGUUCUGUGCCUGUUAUUACAGCAUUGUGCAGCUCUACAAGUGGCAGUAAUAAUGUCUAAAAAAAAAUCCACCACAAAAAUAUUCACAAAAGUUAAUGUGGAAUAUCAACUUUCAUGGGACACUUCAACAGUUGGUGUCUGUUUCUGUCCCAUUGGUGAUAAAUAUUCAUGGUGAGAAGAGCUUCAGACUCAUGUCGAAAAUAGUUUAUAGUCUAUGAAAUAGUCCGGGUGACAAAAAUAGCAAGAUAUUUGACCAAUCAUUACCUAAUAAUCAUCUAAAAUCUUACUUAAUGAUUUGAUAUCAAAGCUUCUAAAUAAUUUUGCAGGUAGACAAAGUACAUUACAUUAAUAGUAAAAUGGAUGAAUAAUUAAAUAAUUGCCUCCUCCAUUAACUGAGGACACUGGUAAAUUGUAGAUAUUAUGUAAAAUGCCCACAUGUCGAAACAACUUCCACUCAACAUGUCUUGUUUAAUAAUCUCUGCUUCUCCCUGUCCCUGAUGUGCCUGUUACCUUCAUAGCAUAGUUUUAUAGGUCAGGCAGAAUUAAUAUUACAUUAUUUAUCAUAGCAUCUGGAUAACAGUGAUUGAAAACUUAUAGUAAAGGGAAGAUGUCAAAGUAGGCGAGCUCAUUAACUUAGUGUUCAUUUUCCUUUCUCUUUGUCGAAUUGAAACAUUCUUCCUCAUGCUGUUAAUUUUUACCCUUCAUGAAUAACAUUGGUUUGUGAGUAUAUUUGCCACUAAGCCACUUUAGCAGUCAGUUAAUGUCUUUGACCAAAAGAAAUACAAUAUUCUAUUACAUUAUUAACUACAGUCUUCUAGUUUACUUAUUUUAAGAUAAAAAUUGGGGCUGGGGGUGAAAGAGAGAGAGAUGUAAAUGCACAUUUAGUAUCUCUUCAAGAAAUUAACUAAUGCAUGAAGAUGAGGAUAAGGUUGUGGUCAAUGGAGCUGUCACCUGCUGUGCAUGUAAUAACAAUAAGGGAGUCUUGGAGGUCUGGAAAGGAUGUGAGUACCAAUAACAGCACAAGUAUUUUAACUAUUAUACAUAAUGCCAUUGUUUGCACUGAGAAAUGCUCUCUUCCACACUGUGUAUGUAAACUGGUACGUCUCUGUUGUGUGUACGUGUUCACUUCCACUAUUUGCUCAGUUACUCAAAAAGAGGAAAACCUGAGAAGACAAAUUCUUAAUGAACUUUACUUGUCAGUCAAAAGAUGGAAACCAGUUUGAGCCAAUUUUUUCCCACCAUUUUUGUUUCUCAGAAGAAUACCCAGACAGCCAAAUUUGUGUAAACAUAUUCAAUGUUAGCUGGUAGUAUUAGUAAAAUGCACUAUACACCGUAUAUGAGAACGUUUCAUAAGGCAACUCUUUCUGAAUAAAUAGUAUCUGUAAUUUUUUGAAGAAACGCUAUCAAAUCCUAAGAAGGUACUUACUGGUGGAGUAAUUGCACGUACCUAGGCCACCCACCUGUCAUCUCAUGACAGAUAACAUCAGUGUGACUACCUUCUUGAGGAAACUCGCAACUAUCGAAACUUUAGAGAUUUCUGAUUUGUAAUUGGAGAUCAUGAGGGCUAUGAAGCUUCCCUCUGGAUAGUUCCAACCUCACCAAUAGCUGAGGUGAAAGUUAUUAACUCACCUUGAGCUCAGUUGGUUAGAUUGGUCCUGUCGAGCACCUAACUUGUGGUUGAUGUUGUUGAAUUAAUUAAAUACCAAAUAGUAGCCCUUCUUGCCAUGGUGGAAUGAGACAAUGACCUGCUUCCCACUUUGAGUUUCAGCACACAGGCAUGUUUGCAAAUGGAUAGACGUAAUAUUUAUUAGUUCUGAGACUGCAAGCAUUCAGCACUGACUAGAAUUUGGACCUUCCUUUCUCUAUUGGAUGAGUUGAACUACUUCUUGUCUGGGUCAUGAUGUGACGCAGGAGAAGGUAGCAAUGUCAUGGAAAGGUGCACUCCAAACAUAAUCAUUAUGUCUCCUUCAGCCAAUAAGGGAACAACAAUGCUUGUCAGCAUUACCAUCCUUAUUUAACGGUUAAAAUAGAGGGAACUGUGACGCUGAAAAUAAUUAAGGUUUCUUUUUCAAGCUGUAUAACUCAGGACAUUCAUCAGAAAUCUCCCCUUCAACUCAUGCUUUAUCAUCACUACCACGAUCAGCGGUGCUGGACCACAUUAAUCUAUCAUACUUACUAAUGACAAGCAUCAUCAAUCAAUAAAAUAUUAACCUAGGUGUGUCUAAUCAAAUAAUGAAGCAAUAUGUCUGAUCAAAGUCUGUAACAAUCAAUCUUUCAGAUCCACGACAUUUUAUUUGGCCACCAAUGACAGCUGUAAAAGAAGUGUAGUCGCCAUAGAACCAUGACAUGAUGAUCUUAUU
Hemiscyllium ocellatum (epaulette shark) is the source of this 3454-nucleotide messenger RNA. RefSeq names its product neurexophilin-1-like. The transcript is spliced from 2 exons. Bases 158 to 976 code for a protein of 272 amino acids. Gene Ontology annotation, molecular function: signaling receptor binding. NCBI's taxonomy places the organism in Eukaryota, Metazoa, Chordata, Chondrichthyes, Orectolobiformes, Hemiscylliidae. The record is from RefSeq and is a predicted model, not a curated record.